CAAUUGAGGGAAUUCUCCAAGAUGUUGCAAAGAGCAGAGAGAGAGGGAGAGGUGAGGUUUGCAACACUCAGCCUGGGUUUCAUUGAGGAUAAUACAGCCAGCUCUUGGAAGAUCACCCUUCAUCUGGUCACUUCUUCUGAAGCGUGGACUUUUUUAUAAUAGUGGGAGGCUUUUUUUUGGUAUUCAUUCCUCUCGAGGUAGUUCCAAUGCCUAAAAACAUCGUUUAAGCCCUGGCGGCAGCUUGGACUUUCGAACGUUUAGAGUUGGGUUGGGAGCGACAGAGGUGGAUAUUCGAUGGACAUCACAACAUCGUGUUUCUUUGUACAGCCCUGGAUUUACCCCCAGCUUCGAUCCGCGCCCGGACUUGCCCCGGAUUUCUUGCUGAUCUCUUCCCUGCACUGUGUGUCGGCGAUGUGAUCCGCGACUCGUACCUUCCUUGCCGGUGGUGAGAAACCGAAAGUCUUCGCUCCCUUUUUGGCGAUGUUUCCAAUCUGAAUUAUCUCCCUCCCGACUGCCGUUCCAUCCCACGGCUUCACGCAAGUGCGUUUCUGGAGCACUUCUGUUUGUCAUUUUAUUUUAUUUUUAAAUAAACAACAACAACAAAAAACCAGUGGGACAGUUUUGAGUGGAACAGCAUCCAAGGAUGUAUCCACAAGGCAGGCAUCCCGCACCUCAUCAGCCGGGACAGUCUUUUAAGUUCACGGUGGUGGAGACCUGCGAUCGCAUCAAGGAGGAGUUUCAGUUUCUGCAGGCGCAGUAUCAUAGCCUCAAGCUGGAAUGCGAGAAGCUGGCCAGCGAAAAGACAGAAAUGCAACGGCAUUACGUCAUGGUAUGUACUCAAUACUAUGAAAUGUCCUAUGGAUUGAACAUUGAAAUGCAUAAACAGGCGGAAAUCGUGAAGAGACUUAGCACAAUAUGUGCACAAAUUAUACCUUUCCUCUCCCAAGAGCACCAGCAACAAGUGGUCCAGGCAAUAGAGCGGGCCAAACAGGUCACCAUGGCCGAGCUGAAUGCCAUCAUUGGGCAGCAGCAGCUUCAGCAUCUGUCUCAUCACGCACCUCCAAUUCCGCUCACUCCCCACCCAUCAGGGUUGCAGGUAGCAGGGAUUCCGUCGCUGGGCGGUGGCUCGGGGCUCCUGGCUCUCUCCAGUGCCCUUGGAGUCCAUGCCCACUUGGCAAUGAAGGAAGACAAGAACCACCUGGACAUGGAACAUCACAGAGACGGAGAUCGGGACGCCAGCAGAAGUAAAUCGGUGUCUCCCUCUGACAGUCUCCGAGCUGAAGACAGGCACCGAGGCUCGCUCGAUUACACCACCGAGGGCAAGAAGAGGAAGUGUGACGACAAAGACUCGGUGGGACAUUACGACAGUGACGGCGACAAGAGUGAUGAUAACUUAGUCGUGGAUGUUUCAAAUGAGGACCCGUCGUCUCCACAGGGCAGCCCAUCCCACUCGCCCCGGGGGAACGGGCUGGACAAGUUCCACCUGCUGCGCAAGGACGCCCCCAGCAGCCCAGCGUCGCUGGCCUCCUCACGUAGCACGCCGCCCACCAAGUCUAAGGAGCCAGGCCUGAAUGAGAAGGCCACCACUCCAGUCUCGAAGUCCAUCACCCCCACACCCCGGAGUGAUUCCUUAACUCCCGGACCCAGCUCUGCGUCUCGACUGCGACAGAUGUCCAAUAAAUCCAGUGUGGACGCUUUGGGUCUAAGGAGCCCACUCACCGUACCCGGUCCCUACGCGACACCGUUUGGAAUGAUGGCACACGCGGGAAUGAAUGGGGAGUUAGCCAGCCCCGGGGCCUACGCAAGCCUCCACAUCUCACCUCAAAUGAGCUCAGCGGCCGUGUAUUGCCGAUCACCAAUGGUUGCUUUUGACUCACAUCCUCAUAUGCGUGCCUCAGGACUUCCUCCGAGCCUGCCCACCAUACCCGGGGGAAAACCGGCGUACUCAUUCCACGUAAGCGCCGACAGCCAGAUGCAGCCGGUCCCGUUUCCGCCUGACGCCUUGGUGGGGCCGGGAAUUCCCCGGCAUGCCCGGCAGAUCAACAACCUGAAUCACGGUGAGGUGGUGUGUGCCGUGACCGUCAGCAACCCCAUGCGGCACGUGUACACCGGUGGCAAAGGGUGCGUGAAGGUGUGGGACAUCAGCCAGCCCGGCAGCAAGAGCCCCGUCUCCCAACUCGACUGCCUGAACCGGGACAACUACAUCCGCUCCUGCAAGCUGCUGCCCGACGGACGCACUCUGAUCGUGGGCGGGGAGGCCAGCACGCUCUCCAUCUGGGACCUGGCGGCUCCAACUCCACGGAUAAAGGCCGAGCUGACCUCGUCUGCGCCCGCUUGCUACGCCCUCGCCAUCAGUCCCGACGCCAAAGUCUGCUUCUCCUGUUGCAGUGAUGGCAACAUUGCCGUGUGGGACUUGCACAACCAGACCCUGGUCAGGCAGUUCCAGGGACACACGGACGGAGCCAGCUGCAUCGACAUUUCAAACGACGGGACCAAGUUGUGGACCGGUGGCCUCGAUAACACCGUCAGGUGCUGGGACCUGAGGGAGGGGCGGCAGCUCCAGCAGCACGACUUCACCUCACAGAUUUUCUCGCUGGGCUACUGCCCGACCGGAGAGUGGCUUGCCGUCGGCAUGGAGAGCAGCAACGUGGAGGUGUUGCACGUCAACAAGCCAGACAAGUACCAGCUUCACCUGCACGAGAGCUGCGUGCUAUCACUCAAAUUUGCCUGCUGCGGUAAAUGGUUUGUGAGUACUGGCAAGGACAACCUGCUGAAUGCAUGGAGGACUCCCUAUGGAGCCAGUAUAUUCCAGUCGAAGGAGUCAUCUUCCGUGCUGAGCUGCGACAUUUCAGUGGACGACAAGUACAUUGUUACUGGCUCGGGAGACAAGAAGGCGACGGUCUACGAGGUGAUUUACUGAACGGCCACCUUUACAAAGCAAGAAACCUAAAGGGACACUGAGCUGUUAGUGGACAUUGGAUUUAAUGAGGGACAGGUCAUCGACAGCUACUGCCAAAGCAGACUGCAUUUGUACUGUUAAAAGCUGCAAUAUACUAUAGAGUGAAAUCUUCGGAUAGUUAGGCAACAUUAGUAAAACUGUCAUUGGGGAAAGUGUACAUAUUUCUGAACAGAAUUUGCAAUAGGCGUUGCAGCCACAGAUGAUCAUUCAUUAAUGAAGUCCUUCAUACUGUCUUUACCUUUGGAAAGCGGGACUCCUCUUGUAUUUAAUUGUCCAACAAUGUCUUGGGGACAAAUGCACUGUGCAGAACUACUUUAUGAUUUAAACAGUAGUGUCUACAUGAAGUUUAGAAUGCUAUUGUCUAAGACCCAUCUCUAACCCUACUCUUCAUGUCCUGUCUAAUUAGUGUCACUAACUCUUACGCAAGGCACUACUUCUACAGUUCUUUACCACAGGAGAUAGAAGUUUCUGGUGAACUUUUAGCUCAUCCUGUGAUCACAUUUGUAAAGCAGUCACCGUUCAGGAUGGAACUUGAGGCAGACUGUGCUGCUUCGAGUUCAACAAUUCACUGGCAGUGGAAGCAGUCAAAGGCAAUUGGAAAGGCACCAGAUGGAAAAUGAUUUGGGGUAAGCGCAGGUGGCUGAGACUCCCGAGACGACUUGAAUGGUUAAUGGUGUUAGUGCCCUCCUUAAGUGCGAAGGCAAUUAAUUCUACACUUACAGCUUCAACCAUUGAUGUAAUUAUUCACCUGGUCCCUUGUUCCCCACUGAAAGGAAGGAUGCCUUUCAUUACCAACUUCUUAACCAGCAUUGUCAAAUGCUAAGGGUCAUGCCACAAGCCCGGCAGGCUAACGCAGCUGCCUGACCUCAGCUGCUGUCUGUGUGGAGUUUUCACGUUCUCCACGUGGGUUUCCCUCCCGCAUCCCAAAGACUAUUGGGUUUGUAGGUUGAUUGGUCUCUCUAAAUUGCCCCUGGUGUGUGAGGAGUGGGAUAGCAUAGAACUGCUGUGAGGGGGUGAUCGAUGGGUCAUUGGGUCAGUUUCCACGCUGCAUCUUGCAACCCCCCCCCAAACUAAUUUUCAAACCAUCUCCUCACGGAAAGUAGGAACGUUGGUGAAUGCAAGUCGUUUUACGAUGCUGGGUCUUGUUCCUUGUGAGCAAAUACAAGAGCAUUGGUGCAGCAGCAUCAAUGCACCGACCGGCAACAAAAGGCCCCAUAACACAUGCAUACACACUUGUAUCGAGCUGGCAGAGGAAAGGAUCGGUGAGUACUGAUUCAGAGAUUAGCGAAAGGUGAAUGGAGAGACUGAACAUGUGAUGUACUAUACUAUAUUGCAGCUUCUAUAAAAAAUACAUGCACCCAAAUGUGCAUUUCUAGAACAAGCUUUUCUUUUGUACAGGCCUCUGUAAGUGACUGACUGUAGAACCAUGCUGUAUAGUAAAUAAACUAGCCAAUUAAACACGUA
Messenger RNA from Amblyraja radiata (thorny skate), 4423 nucleotides. RefSeq names its product transducin-like enhancer protein 4. NCBI's taxonomy places the organism in Eukaryota, Metazoa, Chordata, Chondrichthyes, Rajiformes, Rajidae. Bases 644 to 2920 code for a protein of 758 amino acids. The transcript has 20 exons. The record is from RefSeq and is a predicted model, not a curated record. Gene Ontology annotation, cellular component: transcription regulator complex; nucleus. Gene Ontology annotation, molecular function: transcription corepressor activity; protein binding. Gene Ontology annotation, biological process: negative regulation of canonical Wnt signaling pathway; regulation of DNA-templated transcription.